Molecule: messenger RNA, 1641 nt
Organism: Debaryomyces hansenii CBS767
Lineage: Eukaryota; Fungi; Ascomycota; Pichiomycetes; Serinales; Debaryomycetaceae
Product: DEHA2D01078p
Exons: 1
Coding region: 1-1641 (546 amino acids)
Biological process (GO): transmembrane transport
Cellular component (GO): membrane
Molecular function (GO): transmembrane transporter activity
Source: RefSeq, a predicted model, not a curated record
AUGGGAUUGAAAUUGUUCAAGGGAUCUUCUGAUUCCGAGAAGCUGCAACAAAUUGAAGUGGUUAACAAAGAAUAUGAACUUGAAUCGAUUAGCUCAGCUGAAAAGCUAGACCAUGUGUUUCAAGACCCAAUAGUUGCAGAACAUUACUCGAAAUUAUAUGAAGCUUGUGAUUAUGAAUGUAAGGAUUGGUUUGAUCCUGAAUUUACUUGGACUGCGGAAGAAGAUAAAAAAGUUGUGUGGAAAAAUGACUGGUAUGUCACUUUUUGGGCCUUUUUUAUGUUUACUGCGUUAGAUUUUGAUAGGAACAACAUAUCGCAGGCAUUAUCGGAUAAUAUGCUAGAUGAUCUAGGACUUACAACUAAUGACUUCAACGUUGGCAAAACAAUCAAUCUAGUCUGCUUUUUGUCAGCAGAAUUACCAUCCCAGUUAAUCUCAAAGAAAAUUGGACCAGAUAUUUGGAUUCCAUCGCAGAUUGUAUUAUGGAGUGUUGUUUCUAUGGCACAAGCUGCUAUUAAAGGUAAGGCUGGUUUCUACAUCACUAGGGGUCUUUUAGGAGCUCUCCAAGGAGGUUUCAUCUGCGAUAUUUGCUUAUGGAUGUCUUACUUCUAUACAUCUAAAGAAUUCCCGUUUAGAUUGUCUUUGUUUUACAUUGCAAAUCCUAUGACUUCAGUUUGGUCUAGUUUAUUAGCAUUUGCAUUAUUGAAAAUCAAAACUAGUUCAAUUCCUGAGGGUUGGAAAUGGUUAUUCCUUAUUGAAGGUGCAUUUACGUUACUUGUUGGCUUAAUAUCCUUCUUCAAAAUGCCAGCUUCAGCCGUUCAAACAAAAACUUGGUUUCGUAAGAAGGGUUGGUACACAGAUAGAGAAGAGAAGAUAGUCGUCAAUAGAGUCUUACGUGAUGACCCAACUAAAGGGGAUAUGAAUAACAGACAACCGGUUAGUCCCAAAGAAUUGGCUGCAAGCUUAUUAGACUAUGAUUUAUGGCCUAUAUAUUUUGUCAGAAUAUUAGGAGAUAUUGGUGCAACACCUACUAGUACAUACAUGACGUUGACAUUAAGAAAGUUAGGGUUUUCAACGUUUAAUACUAAUUUAUUAACAAUUCCAUUCAAUGUCCUAACAGUUAUCACGAUGCUUGCAGCUGGUUAUCUAUCGGAAAUUUUUAAAAGUAGAGCCUUAGUUCUUGCUUCUGUUCCAGUAUGGAUUCUUGCUUGUUUAUUUCCACUAAGAUACUGGCCGGGUUCACAAAUUAAUGUAUGGGGAACUUAUGCUAUUCUUACUAUUCUUCUUGGAGCUUGCCCAAUAUGGCCCUUGUCUAUUUCUUGGUGUUCUGCCAACUCGAAUUCAGUUAGAAAUCGUGCAGUCUCUGCGGCUUUAGUUAAUAUGUUUCUGCAGUCCGCCGGGAUCAUCUCGGCAAAUAUUUAUAGAGCAGAUGAUGCCCCUGCUUAUCAUAGAGGAAACGUUGUGUUGAUUGGAUGUGCGUUUGGGGCUCUAGGUGCUUGUAUCUUAGCUAGAUACUACUAUAUUUUCCGGAACAAACAAAAAGAUAGAGCAUGGAAUGCACUUACAAUUGAGCAACAAGAGGACUAUGUUAAAAAUACUUCAGACCAAGCCAAUAAGCGUCUUGAUUUUAAAUUUGUCUACUAG